UUCUCUGAGUCGAUGAGGUGUGUGCACAAAUGUGAAACAGUCAAGUAGAGACUGUUGCUGACACAAGUCUGAAUGACAUGCUUGUUUACUGAGUUCAGAGAGCAAUAUUUUCUAUCAAAUGAAACUAAUAUACUCUUGACCUGCGCGUAGGAUCAAUUACUCGAAGGCAUCAGAUUCUUCACAAUCAUGCUAAAGCAGUUUAACAUCUUAAAGCAGUUUGGAAAUGGGGGGAAGUCACAAGAUGCAACUGACCUUCUUUCAGAGGAUCUGGUAUUGGUGGAACAACGUGUGGAGCCAGCCAAGAAAGCUGCCCAGAUCAUUCAUAAGAAGUUGGUAGGCUGCCUGCAGAGUCAGCAGGGACUGGACUCAGAGAGGCGGAUGAAAAAGUUACCCCUCAUGAUGCUCUCUGUCAGCAUGGCUGAGAGCUUUAAAGAUUUUGAUGGUGAAUCCUCUAUAAGAAAAGUUCUGGAAAUGUGCUGCUUCAUGCAAAAUUUCCUGGCACGGACUCUGGCUGACUUUGAGAUGAAGUUGGAGAAAGAAGUUCUUGUGCCUCUGAAUAAGCUCAGUGAGGAGGACCUGCCAGAGAUCUUGAAAAACAAGAAACAGUUUGCUAAACUUACAACAGACUGGAAUAAUGCUCGCGUCAGAUCUCAGACCAGCACAGGCCCACAGGCUAAGCAGGACGGACUAAGAGAGGAUGUAGAGGAGGCCUGGAAGAGACUGGAGUCUAUCAAGGAUCAGUACUCUGCAGACCUCUAUCAUUUUGCCACUAAAGAGGAUGAGUAUGCCAGCUAUUUCAUUCGUCUUCUAGAGCUGCAAGCUGAAUAUCACAAGGCCUCACAUGAAUUCCUGGAGAAAAACAUAACAGAGCUCAAAGAGAGUCACAGCAACACAGAGCCCCAAGUGAGUUCAUCAGAAAAUAAGGUAUUCGGAGAGCCUCUGCUGUCUCACCUUGAGAGUUGUGGGAAAAAGAUUGCUGUCCCUAUUGAAGAGUGCGUAAGCAUGCUGCUUCGUACAGGACUCAGGGAAGAGGGGUUGUUCAGACUAGCAGCUGCUGCAUCUGUUGUGAAAAAACUGAAAAACUGUCUGGAUUCAGGGACAGUCGACCAGAAUGAGUUCAGUUCUGACCCACAUGCUGUGGCAGGGGCUCUUAAGUGUUACUUGAGGGAAUUGCCUGAACCGCUCAUGACAGUUGAGCUAUAUAAUGACUGGUUCAAAGCUGCAGGAGAAAAAGAAACAGAUGAAAAAUUGAAGCAGCUUCGGAUAGUGUUGCAAAAACUUCCCACGGAAAACUAUAACAACCUCAGAUACCUUGUCCAGUUUCUGUCACACUUGUCAGAGCAGCAAGCAGUAAAUAAGAUGACACCCAGCAAUAUUGCCAUAGUGCUUGGGCCUAAUCUACUGUGGCCUCGCUGUGAGGAAGAGACAUCAUUGCUAACCAUGGCAUCCGCAUCUUCGGUCCAAGUUGUGACUGUCAUAGAGCCGCUCAUACAGUAUUCCAAGAGCCUCUUCCCCGAAGAGGCUGAUUUCGAGAUCCCAGAACAACCUGAAAGCCCGAUUCCGACGAUAUCCCCGAGAUCUCUUUCUGACAGCGUCUUUUCCUCUCUCUCUUUCUCCUCUGGUCGACCAUCCCUAUCAAAAACUGACAGCUCUGCAUCAUCUGAGGAUUUCGGUGGGACAGUAGUUGUUAAAGCUGCUCAGGUGAACCGUGAUGCUGUUUUGUGGGACAACACCAAUUCUGAUUCAGUCGCUCAACCACCUACACAGAAUCACAUCCCUUCGGCACUUCCUCGUUACACUCCGGUACUCGCCCAAAGCCAAUCGCAGACUAAGCCGAAGAGCUUCAACCAAUCAGAGCCAAUUCAGGAGUCGUCCUCCCAGUCCCAGGAGCCCACGCUGAAGAUCGCUGGUCCAUAUAAACCAAGGAGGUCGUUCAUCCAGCACAAGACAUCAAACCUUGCCAAAGGCCCUCCGGUAAGCCAGACAGGCCCUGUAUCCACAGCCCAGACGAGAGUGUUCCCUGUUCCUCUGCCUAGAAGCUCUGAAAUAAAAGCACCACCUUCACCAAAGCCCGAAACCACCCAAGCUCCACUACCCGCGUUGCCUGAAGCAGGACCACCAAAGAAACCCCAAGGCAGAAGACCCAAAGUCCCUCCUCCACAACCACCCCAAGCACUGAACAAACAGCUCACCUUUCCAGCUCAGUGAAUAGAAAGUGGACUGGAAAAAGGACUGGAUUGUGAUGACAUCUAACAGUUAAUGCAGUAUCUUCUUUAACCAAAGUUUGGAUUUUUCUGUAAGACUUUUUACAGGAAGUCUCUUAUGCUCACUAAGGCUACAUUUAUUUGAUCAAAAAUAUAGUAAAAACAGUAAUAUUGUGAAAUAUUAUUACAAUUUAAAAUUUGAUAUAUUCUAAAAUGUAAUUUAUUAAUCUUAUAGCAAAUAUUCAUUUUCAGCCAUUAUUCCGGUCUUCGGUGUCAUGUGAUCUUUCAGAAAUCAUUCUAAUAUACUGAUUUGGUGCUCAAGAAACAUUUCUUAUUAUCAAAGUUGAAAAUAAUUGUGUUGCUUAAUAUUUUUGUGGAAACCUUGAUACAUUUUUCAGGUUUCUUUGACGAAUGUAGAGUUCAAAACUGAACAGCGUUUAUUUGAAACAGAAAUCUUUUGUAACAUUAUAAAUGUCUUUACUGUCACUUUUGAUCAAUUUAUUAGUUUCUUUAACACUCUUACUGACCCUAAACUUUUGAACUGUAGUGUUUGUCUUUUUGGUUAGCCUCUUUUCUAGUAUUUUAGAUCUGCUAUAGAGAUGCAGGGUUUAAGGACUGUCAAACACAAAUAUAACAUAGAACAAUCUGACUUCCUUUGGUUUCCGUCUGGGGCGUACUGACGCUUCACAUUAGCUAUUUAUGCAUAAGCUUAUUCUGAAGCAUGACAUUUGAAAAGCCAUAACAGUCAAAUCAUGGUCACACUUGUUAAAGCAUUUUAAGGCUGAUGUUGUUCAUAGCUUCUUUUAAUGAAAACUUUAUUGCUGUCAUUGAUAACAUACAUUGCUAAUUUGUAUAUUUCUUGUGCAAAGCCGCACAUACGUACAAUAUGUACAUAUUAUAUUGUGAUUAAGGGAAUGAAUGGAGAGGUCAGCUCCUCUGUCAUAAUAAACAAAACUUAAAUUCAAACAAAAUUCAUAUUCAUAUAUCAUAAUACAUUGAUAAACAUUGGUGGGCAUAAUAUUACUGAAUGACGUGUUGAUUUGAAGAUAUUUAUCAUCUAAUAAAGGAAAUGAAAGUCA
Megalobrama amblycephala (Wuchang bream) is the source of this 3283-nucleotide messenger RNA. It is a transcript of the gene sh3bp1, whose product is annotated as SH3-domain binding protein 1. Gene Ontology annotation, molecular function: GTPase activator activity; protein binding. Lineage: Eukaryota; Metazoa; Chordata; Actinopteri; Cypriniformes; Xenocyprididae. The coding region runs from base 187 to 2208 and encodes 673 amino acids. The record is from RefSeq and is a predicted model, not a curated record. The transcript has 18 exons. Gene Ontology annotation, cellular component: cytoplasm; cytosol; intracellular anatomical structure. Gene Ontology annotation, biological process: regulation of actin cytoskeleton organization; signal transduction; positive regulation of GTPase activity.